CGGAUAUCAGUGAUGUAUCGUCUGGUGUUAAGUGUUAUGGUAAUAGUCCUAUUACCGUUAGUAAACGGUCAAGACACGACCGAUACAACUGAACAGCUAGCGGAAAGUUCUCCUAGUUGGUAUGACGAAGCCUCAAGCACGGUACCUGAGAACGAGUCCCAAGAGCUGGACCACGGUGGAACAACUCAAGACUUCUAUCAAGAAUCAAGUGCAAUAACGCAAGAUCUCAACCAACCGGGAACACAGCAAACAAUCAAUGCAACCCUGCGACGGCUGGAGUUGGUAAAUGCCCGCUUUCAAGACAACAUUAACAGUCUGAAAAAUGGCAGCGCACGUCUAGACAUCGUAUUUCUGAUCGAUGCCAGCUCCAGCGUGGGGCCGAGCAAUUUUCAAAGUGAGCUACGAUUCGUGAAGAAACUUCUCGCCGGCUUUGACGUUAGCGUAAACCGCACGCGCAUUGCGGUGGUCACAUUCAGCUCGCGCAAAAAGGUGAUCCGUCACGUCGAUCAAGUGUCGCAACCGGUGCCCGAGAAUGAUAAAUGUCUGUUGCUGAACUAUCAGCUGCCGAGCAUCGAAUAUAGUGGUGGUGGUACGUACACUUAUGGUGCGCUGAAGGAGGCGGAAGACAUCUUUGUCUACAGCAGAUCGAGCACGUUGCAUCCGGACAACCUGGAGCGUAUCAUCUUUCUCAUUACGGACGGCUACUCGAACGGGCAGAGCCCGAUACCGAUCGCGCAACGAUUGAAGCGCAGUGGAGUGAAGAUCUUCACGAUAGGGAUCGAAACCGGAAAUGAUGAGGAAUUGGCAAGUAUCGUUACGUCCAACGAACAUCGCUACCUACUGGCCAGCUUCGAACAGUUCGAAACGCUGGUUCGACAGGCGUUGCAUCUGGACUACCGCCACGGACCAUCCAUUCCGGUCGGUAAUGGGUCGCUCUGUGAUCGAUUAUGCGACAAGACGAAGUUUAGGGACCAGAACGGUGCAGCACUGCUCGGUUGCUGCGAUGGACAUGCCACCUGCACCUGCCUUACCACCUCCGGUCACUACCGUUGUGCAUGUCAGCGUGGUUUUACCGGCUCGGGUUUGCGCGGCGACUGUCAUCCGUGCCCGAAUGGAACGUACUGGAUUGCCGGUGGUGUAUGUGAAUCAUGUCCGCAUGCACGCCAUAUCACAUUAACGCUCGGAGCAACAUCGGAAAAGGAGUGCGUUUGUCCCCACGGCUACCAAGAGAACGAAGAUGGGCGAUGCGUGGCGAUUACGUGCUCCGAACUUCAGGCACCGGAGAAUGGAUACUUUGUAAUGGAGCCGAAACCCUGCAGACAGGUACUGAACGCCGCCUGUGGUACUCGGUGCCGCCCGGGGUAUGAGUUGACGGGUAGUAGUAUCCGUCUGUGUCAGGAGAACGGAGAAUGGUCCGGCAUAGAGGCCAAAUGUACGAUGAAGAAGUGCCCACCGUUGAAUAUACCUUACUACGGUAUGGCCGUCUGCAGCAAUCCAGAUCUUGAUCUCCUGUAUGACUACACGCCGCGCAACAAAUCGUUUCUUCAAAACUACAGCAUGUCAGCGGAACGCUUAACCGAGGCGAUGCCAAUCGAUACCGAGUGCUCGUUCACAUGUGGUCCUGGAUUUUAUCUGAAAGGUUCACACAACCGUAACUGUUUACCACUGUCCAAGUGGGAUGGUUUACAAACAACUUGUAAACAGAUCCUAUGUCCAACAUUACCUAAGAUACCGUUCGGAACUUACGAUCCAACUGAUUGUGCCGAUUCCAAGUCCGCAUUCGGCACCAACUGCACGUUUAUCUGUAACUUCGGGUUCGAGAUGAAGGGUGGUCCCUCGACGAAACAGUGCGGUGGUAAAAGAACUGGCACGUGGAGCAAAAACAAGACCCCGAGAUGUAUAGACGUAGCCCCACCGUACAUUGAAUGUCCCGGCAACUAUACCGAGUUGUUGGAUGAUGACUAUCCGCACGCGAUAGUGCGCCGGCUCCAACAACCUUACGUGUUCGACAACAGUGGAGACAACUUCACGUACUGGACGAAGCCUGGUAUCAAAGAAGAGGGUAUUCGACUCGCUAUAGGAGAUCAUGAGUUUAGCUACAUUGCGAUGGAUGCGUUCAAGAAUAAGGCACGCUGCAGCUUUACCAUCACCGUGAUAGAUCUAACAGCGCCGGUGUUUGAGCACUGUCUCGAUGGUCCAGUACACUAUGUGAGCGAUAAGAACAACACACAGGAAAAGUGGGUUCGCUGGGAGGAACCACUGGUGUACGACAAUGCCGGACCCAACAUUACCGUAACGCAGAACGUUACGUUUGGCUAUCUGCCAGUAGGGAAACAUUCGGUGCAGUAUCGCGCAGUAGAUCCGUCCGGCAAUGAAGCCGAAUGUGUGCUGACUGUCCAUGUUAAGCAGUACAACUGCGAUGACAUACCGGAACCACGGAACGGGUUCUCAAUCUGUGCGUACAACGUCUCACACGUGUGGUGUGAGAUUGGCUGCAAGGAAGAUUACAUGUUUAGCCUCCAGCCGGAAGACACCAUCCGCAUGGUAUGCGACCGGUCCAAACCAACGUGGGGCGAACAGCUGGAUGUGCCAGAGUGCAGCAAGGUCAUCAGUUCGAGCGGUGUGGAAAAGAUCAUCACAAUACGGUUGGAUGACGAAAUGGAUCCUACGCUCUGCAACGAUACGGACGCGAUCAACGAGGUAUCGGAUGCGUUCAAUGAAGGAUUGCGCGAGGAGUUGUGUGGGCAACAGGAGGACUGUACGCUGAUGACAACGUUACCGACCUGUUUGCCCGGUAAAACUCCUGCGCAAGUCGACGCCGAUGAAUCCGUGCGGUACAACAUCGUCAAGCGCAGUGUGGAAUCGCAGAGCUACUCCACACCAGAACCGGUACGUACGAACGAUCGGGCAAUGGUGAAAAUAUUCGUCUACAAGCGCGUUUCCCAAGAACUCGGUCUAUGGAGAUCUGACGGGAAGCAGUCGGAAAACAUUAAACGUAUUAAAGAGGAACUUGAAAAGAUCAACGGAAAGAAGAAACUAAGGCGUCGUCUAGGUGCGCUCAACUUAGAUCUUAGCGUCCUGAAAUUAGACGAGAAAAUUCGCUGUGCAAAUGGCAGUAUUUCGAAGAAAUUGGUUUGCGUACACUGCCCAAGAGGUACGUAUCAUAACUACACCAUCAAUACUUGCGUCAGCUGUCCGAUUGGUUCGUACAACGAUCAAACGGGCCAGAUCGCUUGCUUACCAUGUCCGGAGCAUCAUUCCACAAGGAAACUGAACGCCAAACAUGCCCACGAAUGUAAACCACAAUGUCCACCAGGUACCGUGGCCAGGCUGAAGCUGCUAAAGAAAGCGAAACCGAACGGUGGUGGUGCGGUUGGUACGGUAAAGUAUCACAAAACACUUAUGCCAUUCUGUCGCCUCUGCGAACCGGGACAGUAUCAGGAGCAAUAUAACCGGGCCCAGUGUCAUCCGUGCCCGUCUAAUCACAGCUCACCGCGUGGUUCGAAAUCACCGACGGAUUGUUUCGCCAUCGGUGGCCAGCUUUGCAACGAGAGCGCCUCUAAUGUUUGUGGAGCUUUUGGACGAUGCGUUACCGACCCUACCUCACCUGUUGGAUAUCGUUGCGUUUGCGAGGAGAAUUACGUUGGCGAACACUGCGAAAUUGCAUUGAAUCCGUGCGGUUCGGCGCCAUGUUUUAAUGGCGGCCGGUGUGAUACGACGAACAGUAGCGCUGGCUUUGUGUGCUACUGUCAACCACCGUAUACCGGUGGGCCGAUGUGCGAGUUUUACGUCGAUCCGUGCCGGUCGGACUAUUGCCUGCAUGGUGGUAGCUGCGUAGAGGCGGACGGACGUCCAAUCUGCGAAUGUCCGCUUGGCUACGACGGAGAACGCUGCGAAUGGCCCAAAGACUUUUGUACGCCCAAUCCGUGCGAGUUUCAGGGCGUGUGCGUGAACGUCGACGAAGGUUACAGCUGUGCAUGCCCGCAGGGUAAAACUGGACGGCGGUGCCAUCUGGAACCGUGCGACUAUUUGCCAUGUCCGACCGGGGCACUGUGUUUGAAUGGAGCGAACAUUACCGACACGGGACACGACAAGUUCGUGGUUGUGUUGCAAACACAACCCGAAAAAUCACAACGUGCGACAAUGUCAGAAUCGUUGGAGUACUCACUGAGCUAUAUGUGCGUUUGUCCGAUAGGGCUACGGGGCAACAACUGUACGCAGAUAGAUAACCCAUGUGAUACGAUCAAGCGCCAGUACUGCCGAAAUGGGGGCACCUGUGAACCGGUCAAGUUACGUAGUCUAGCCGGCAGCAUUGCUGAGGAUUACGACGAUGAAAGCUAUCGCUCCGUACGUUGCCAUUGUCCGCCGGGAUAUCACGGCAGCAGGUGUGAUCUCCUGCUCUCAGCCGCCUUUGAGUUUGACUUUCCGCGGAGCGGUGUACACGCCUACGCUAAGUUGCCCGCCCGCACGAAACAAAAUGGCACCCUGGGAGCGAUCGGUAUGUGUGGAUGGUACCGUACGGACGAUGAUUUCAACUAUGGGACGCUACUGUCCUACGCAACGACCGCCGCAGACAAUGCAUUCACACUGACAGACUACAGUGGGCUGGUGGUGUACGUGAACGGUGCGCAUAUCGUUACGAACGUGUCGCUAAACGACGGCGAUUGGCACUUUGUGUGCGUAAGCUGGACAAGCACAGGAGGACGUUACGCACUCUACCUCGACGGGGAGCUAAGUGCACAAGGAGGGAAUUUAAGUGCCGGUAUACCGAUCCAACACGGUGGGCUGUACGUGUUCGGACAGGAGCAGGAUGUGCUCGGAGGUGGAUUUAGUGAGACCGAAUCGUUCCGUGGUCGGAUGGCGUACGUCGACGUAUGGAGUCGCCCACUAGAGCCAGUCGAGGUCAAACACUACUAUCGCACCUGUGAACCGUACGGUGGCAACUUGAUACGGUGGCUUGAUCUACGGCUGCAAACGGUCGGACAGGUACGUAUCGUAAGUUCAGGCUUUUGCCGUGAUUGCCCACGGAACCAUUCACUGCCCAAUGGUUCGGUAAGGUACGAAGGGACGCGGGCACAUUUCCUUUGUAACGAAGGAUACGAGCUAAUAGGACCAUCAGUUGCUGAAUGUUUACGCACCUCCCAAUGGACUGCUGGUGUUCAGUUUUGCAAGCUAACGCGCUGCGGUACACUUAAUGCUCCACUCAACGGUCACGUCAUUCUGUCGAAGACCAGUUUCGGUGGGGAGGCUCGGUUUAGCUGCGAUGAAGGAUUCCUGAUUGCUGGUCCAGAUAUUCUGCACUGCACAGCACGAGGAACUUGGUCCGGUCCGGUGCCCGAGUGUAUCAGCAUCGUCAAGUGUCCACCGUUGGAGUUGGAGGAGAAUGAUGGCAGAGCACCUAUCAUAUACGCAACCGAGCGUGGUGCCAUUCCCCGCCUACUCACCAGCUAUGAUGUGGGGGUUCUGGCGGAAGUUCGAUGUUUGCCACAGUUUGCCCUGACGGAUGACAAUCUUCUGACGUGUCUGGAUAGUGGACAGUGGGAUAUACCCCUGCCGGAGUGCGUUCCUGUGCCACCGACGACAACUCCAUUGCCAGAUAUCCAGUCGAACCUUAUCAUACGCGUUAACCGUCGGCCGGAUGUACAGUUCUGGAAGCAUCUAAGAGACUACCUGUUCCACGGCUGCACACCUUCCACCGUACCCGGACGACAACUCUCUCUGUUUUGCUACUCCGCUUCCGGCACCGUUUCGGGCAACAACUGGACAGAUCUGAGCGGGUUCACACUGCAGAAAGAUGCGCCCCGCGUAACCAACAUAGACGUUAAGCUGCUCGGCUUUCUGAUGCGCACCGUCCAGCCGAAACCCGUCGAACGACUGGGGCCGGAAAACUUGCUCCAUUACAUACUGUACGGUACGGUCGAACCGAUAGCACCAGCAAUGCGCUACCCUGCACACAUCGAGAAUGCGUAUCGCUUCGUCAUCUGCCAGUUUAUCGACAUCAUACUGAUGGAUCGGGAGCUGAACUACGACGACGAGCUUGUGGUGGACAUUCGGCAGGAGGAGAAUACCAACACGAAGAUCAAGCAUUUGCUGAAGAACGUAGCGCAGGUGGUGCACCAGCAGUACCAACAUCUGCUGGAGGAGCGCAAUGCGCGUGAGUCGGCAGCGCUGAAGAAGAUCAUCGAGCUGGCGGAGACCGUGCCGGUUGGGACGAGUUCCAGCUCCACAACCACCACUGCGGCAACGCCGAAAAAUUGCCCAUUGAGUCAUCUCUCCAGCCCGCCGAUCGAUAGCCACGUGGUGAUGGUUGCAUUCCGCACGCUUGUGCAUCGUCAUCCGGAGGAAUGGCGGUUCGAGAAGUUGCUGUACAGUGAGCUCAAUGCGGAACCGGGUGAUCGCAUCCAGUAUGGGUGCGAUGCUGGAUUCAGUAUGCGUGGCUCAGGUGUGACGGAGUGCGGCCAAGAUGGACGGUGGAACGUCGUGGAGGGGUUCUGUGAGGGUGCUGUAUGUGAGAAUCCACCGAAUCGACCGAAUAUGCUGAUUGCACCGGAAUCUCGUGACAAGCAGUACUACGUGGACGAUGAGAUCGAGUAUCGGUGUGAGCCGGGGUAUAUCAUCAAAGGACAUCCCAUUGUAAAGUGUCAACCGAACGGACGCUGGACACUGAUGAUGGCACGCUGCACACGUAUUUCAUGUGGACGACCGAAAAACCUUGCGAUGGGUAAUGUCCUAGCGGGCAAUACGUUCCUUUACGGUGACUCGCUUAAACUGCGCUGCCAUGAUCAUAUCGUGGAGAUCACCUGUCAGUCAAACGGACAGUGGACACCGUUUGAUGAAUGUUUCUAGCGGCAUCGGGCAGGAAUUGUAGUGCUUAGUAAAACUUCCUAGUGUAUAUCCUGUAGAAAUAGAAAUAGCACGUUAAUAAAACACCAACACUAAAAAGACAA
Molecule: messenger RNA, 6947 nt
Organism: Anopheles moucheti
Lineage: Eukaryota; Metazoa; Arthropoda; Insecta; Diptera; Culicidae
Product: sushi, von Willebrand factor type A, EGF and pentraxin domain-containing protein 1-like
Exons: 7
Coding region: 13-6846 (2277 amino acids)
Molecular function (GO): calcium ion binding
Source: RefSeq, a predicted model, not a curated record